This is a messenger RNA of Manis pentadactyla (Chinese pangolin), 1715 nucleotides long. RefSeq names its product apolipoprotein B mRNA editing enzyme catalytic subunit 1 (gene APOBEC1). Lineage: Eukaryota; Metazoa; Chordata; Mammalia; Pholidota; Manidae. The transcript is spliced from 5 exons. Gene Ontology annotation, biological process: cytidine to uridine editing. Gene Ontology annotation, molecular function: cytidine deaminase activity; RNA binding; zinc ion binding. The coding region runs from base 1 to 711 and encodes 236 amino acids. The record is from RefSeq and is a predicted model, not a curated record. Gene Ontology annotation, cellular component: nucleus; cytoplasm.
AUGGCUUCUGACAAAGGUCCUUCCGCUGGAGAUGCCACCUUGAGGAGAAGAAUUCAAUCCUGGGAAUUUGAAGACUUCUUUGACCCCAGAGAACUCCGUAAAGAGACCUGUCUGCUCUAUGAAAUCAAGUGGGGCAGGAGCCGUAGGAUCUGGCGAAACUCCAGCAAAAACACCACCAUGCACGUUGAACUCAAUUUUAUAGAAAAAUUUACCUCAGAGAGACAUUUUUGCCCACCCAUCAGCUGCUCCAUCAUCUGGUUUUUGUCCUGGAGUCCCUGUUGGGAAUGCGCCAAGGCCAUCCGAGAAUUUUUGAGUCAACAACCUAGUGUGACUUUGGUUAUCUAUGUAGCUCGGCUUUUUCAGCACAUGGAUCAACAAAACCGGCAAGGACUCAGGGAUCUCAUUAACAGUGGUGUGACUAUCCAGAUUAUGAGACCCUCAGAGUAUGAUUACUGCUGGAGGAAUUUUGUCAACUACCCCCCUGGGAAAGAAGCUCACUGGCCGAGAUACCCCCCUUUGUGGAUGAAGCUUUAUGCACUGGAACUCCACUGCAUAAUUCUAAGUCUCCCUCCGUGUUUAAAGAUUUCAAGAAGAUGUCAGAAUCAUCUUACAUUGUUCAGACUUAAUCUUCAAAACUGCCAUUACCAAAUGAUUCCACCCCAUAUCCUUUUAGCUACAGGGUUGGUACAACUUCCUGUGAUGUGGAGAUGAAUAGAAUGAUUCUUUGUGCAGGCUGUUUCAAGAACAGGCAAUGGUGACCCACUAAAGAGUGAGUGCCAUUAGAAUUUAGAAAUUUUCAGCUUGUGUUUUCUAUACAUUGACAAUGAUUAAUUGAAGAAGAAAAAAAAUAAUACCAGUUACAAUAGCAUUAAAAACAUUUUAAAAGGUAGGAAUAAAUUUAACCAAGGAGGUGAAAGAUCUGUACACUGAAAACUAUAACACAUUGAUAAAAGAAAUUGAAGAUGCAAGUAAAUAGAACAAUAUCCCAUGUUCAUGAAUUGGAAGAAUUAAUAUUGUUAAAAUGUUCAUACUUCCCAAAGUCAUCUAUAGAUACAAUGCAAUCCCUAUCAAGAUUCCAAUGGCAUUUUUUUUUACAUAAAUAGAAAAUCAAACCUAAAUUUCAAAUGGAACCACAAAAGACCCUAAAGAACAAUUCUGAGAAAGAACAAAGCUGGAGGCACCAUACUUCCUGAUUUCAAACUGUAUUACAAAGCUAUGGUAAUCAAACAGUGUGGUACUGGCAUUAAAAACAGACACAUAGACCAAUGCAACAGAAUUGAGAGCCCAGACAUAAACCCAUGCAUAUAUUAUUAACUAAUGUUUGGCUAGGAAACCAAAAAUACUCAAUGGGAACAAGAUAUUCUCUUCAAUAAAUGGUGCUGGAAAAGCUGAUAUUCACCUGCAAAAGAAUGAAACAGGACCCCGUCUUAUAUUGCUCACAUAAAUUAAUUCAAAAUGGAUUAAAGACUUAAAUUUAAGACCUGAAGCCAUACAAAUCCUAGAAGAAAUCUCCUUGACAUUAGUCCUGUCAAAGACUUUAUGGAUAGAACACCAAAAGCACAAGCAACAAAAGCAAAAGUAAACCUGUAUAGUAAAAGAAACAAUCAACAAAAUGAAAUGGCAACCUAUGGAAAGGGAGAAAAUAUUUGUGAACCACAUAUCUGAUAAGGGGCAAGUAUCUGAAAUAUAUAAUGAACUUCUACAACUCAAUAGUA